Messenger RNA from Brachypodium distachyon (stiff brome), 2050 nucleotides. Its product is annotated as protein indeterminate-domain 12. The transcript is spliced from 3 exons. The record is from RefSeq and is a predicted model, not a curated record. The coding region runs from base 29 to 1507 and encodes 492 amino acids. Lineage: Eukaryota; Viridiplantae; Streptophyta; Magnoliopsida; Poales; Poaceae. Gene Ontology annotation, cellular component: nucleus. Gene Ontology annotation, molecular function: DNA-binding transcription factor activity.
CCUGCUGGAACCCAGAACUGAUCAGGUCAUGUCGUCCCACACAUCAGAGGAAGAGUCUCUAAACAACUUCCAGCAGCAACCCAAGCUGGAAGCCGGCGCUGCCGGACCGAGUAGAGGAGACGUGGGCGUGGCCAUGCCUGCAGUGAAAAAGAGACGAGGACAUCCAGGAAAUCCUGAUCCAGAUGUGGAAGUAGUAGCUUUAUCGCCAAAAACACUCGUGGCGACAAACAGAUACAUAUGCGAAGUCUGCCAUAAGGGAUUCCAGAGAGACCAGAACCUCCAACUCCACAGGAGGGGCCAUAACCUACCAUGGAAGCUCAAGCAGAGGAGCAGCACUGAUGCUAAGAAGAAGGUGUACGUCUGCCCUGAAGUCACCUGCCCGCACCAUGAUGCAAGCCGAGCUUUGGGCGAUCUCACAGGCAUAAAAAAGCACUUCUCCAGGAAGCAUGGGGAGAAGAAGUGGAAGUGUGACAGAUGUUCUAAGAAGUAUGCUGUCCAAUCAGAUUGGAAAGCACACACAAAGAUAUGUGGCACCAAGGAGUACCGGUGUGACUGUGGAACUAUCUUCUCAAGAAAGGAUAGCUUCAUCACACAUCGAGCCUUCUGCGAUGCACUGGCUGAAGACAACUCAAGGGUUAACCACAGCCUUGCUACAAUGGUGGGAAGUCUCCAUGGUCAGCAGGAUAUGUUUUCACAUGGAGUGCCUAACCUAAGCUCGUCACCGACUGAUAUGGUUGCAAACAUGUCUAGCAACGACCAUAACUCAGACAUGCAUCUGAGGUCUUUAUCCCCUUAUGCCCUCAUUACAAGGAACACUGCCUUGUUCUCCAACCAGAUGUCAUCGAAGGACACAGGCUUUCCUCUUGAUGGAAGUGCAUCAAGCUAUUCUUACAUGUCCAUGAACUCUCCAUACAUGUCUGCAACGGCCCUGCUACAAAAAGCUGCAGAGAUGGGUGCAAAGACCAGCCAGGAUCCUAUUUCACCGUUACUUCUGAAAGGUUUCCCAAAUAAUUUUUCUAGUGCUAGAGAUCAUAUGGACAUAUCUUCUGGAAGCCAAGGAGAUUCCCUAGGGAAUUCAGCAGCUAAUAGUGUUUGCAUGAAGACUGCUGAAGAUGACAGCUCUUACAUGAAUGGUCGCAGCAAUAUUCUGAUCAACUCAGCAUGGACCACUGGUAUGAUGACACCUACUACUGUGCCUUUAAUUGGACUAAUGAACCAGCCAUUUUCCAUGAGACAAGAAAAGGAGAGCCCCCACAUAUUUCCUGAAAUUCAGACGCAGCACGACAGACAAGAAAAUAUUUCAGCGGUAGGAGAUGCGGGCCUAACACAAGACUUUCUCGGUUUAGGAGGCAGCGGGAAUUUGGAUAUGAGUUCUGAGACGUACAAUACGGAUGUGACAGCAUUAAGCUAUUCUGACGAGCAGCAGAAAACUCAGGAACAUAUCUAUUCUUACCAUCAGUCAUCUCUUGACUCCAAUGCACUGGAGAAACCCCUUUGGGACGCCUGAUGCUGUGAUGCAACAAACAGUUUACUUACUCUGGUAGUUCAGCUACAGCUAAUCUGCCCAGGAGUAGAAUUAGUCAUUAUGAAGGUGUAGUAUGUAUCAGACAGUACAAGCCGGGUUAUGUUAACUGCAAUCUGGUUAAGAUUCCAUUUCGAUAGAAAAGCUCAGAAAGUAGCUGAGCAGUCUUAUCUGCAUAACCAAGCCAUCCAGGACGGAUUCAAGGCACUACUGUAUUUUCACUCAGGAGAAGUAUUAAUAAAUAUUUGGGCAAUUGUUGGCUAGCAAAGGAAGACCGGUGGUUGUGGAUUGUAGACCGAUCUACAGUAUUAGCGAAAAUGUAAUUCCAAUGGAAGGAAAUAAGAACCAGAAACAAUAGUUUUCCUCCUCUCUUUCUUCAAGUAAACAACUGAGCAUUCCUUAUCUAGAGGCUUAGGUGUAUCAAUGUGCUCAGUUUUCCUUGCUCCUACAUUUUUCUUAUUAUCGUUACUCUGAAGGUCAUAUUGGCACAUCUUUUUGGCCCAGCAUUGAGUUUCAAUUGUUAUUUUC